Messenger RNA from Ostertagia ostertagi, 654 nucleotides. The record is from the annotation of a GenBank genome assembly. NCBI's taxonomy places the organism in Eukaryota, Metazoa, Nematoda, Chromadorea, Rhabditida, Trichostrongylidae.
AUGAGAGAAGAUCGCCGAUGGGCAGUUGAGCAUUAUCAAAAAAUAGAAGCGGCGUUGAACAGUCGACGAAAAAUCAUGUACACGGACACGAAGAUGAUGGACGUCUUCACAACGCUGUGUAAAUGCCCUUUUGAAAAGCGCCAUCUGAAGCCGCUGAACUACAGAGAGUACGUUGGGUACACUCGAGCCGAUUUCAUUAUGCUGUAUGAUUAUGCGAUCAAUUUCAUUGAUUUCAACGAGUUGGAAGCUUCACAAAAGAACGUUCUCUACCGCUACGUGUGUGGUGUAGACUCGCUCAUGAAUACUGCCUACUUCACCACAUGUCUUGGUUAUGAGGACAAGAGGGUGAUACUGAGCUCCUGCGAGUACAUUUGUAUCGAUCCUAUGCCAAUGACUGGUGACGAACCAUGGGCUCAGCAUCUGUUCAGCAGCAAGGAGGACCAGAUUAAAUACAAAUCGAUCAUACCAUGGAAGGCUGCUCUCUGGUCCAGUUUGGUAAUCCCGUUCCAUGAUCUCGACAUACAAUUUGAGGAGUUUUGCAUCUUGAAAGCACUCACCUGUUGGCAUAUUAGUGAGCAUAGCUCCCAAAAAUUCAAAUGCAUGGUUCUAUUUCAAAGCCGAAAUAUUUGCUUCAGGUCAUUACAAAUUCAAUGA